AUGAUACCUACUACAAGCUUUCCAUUAGCUCAAAUAGAAUCUGACGAGGAAAAUUGGGAUGAUGUCGAAAUACCUUCUUCGGGUUUAAUAAUAACCGAUAAUAUCUCCGAUGUUCAUACUGAUGACGAUGUCGGUAAAAUAUUAUCUACUGCUACUGAUGAUAUGUCAGGUAUAACGAUAGUUGAUUCUGAUGAUGACGCUGGCAAUAUAUUAUCAUCCACUGUAGCUUUUGAUCAAAAAUCUUUAUUCACUUCAACAAAUAAAAAUCUUCAUCUAUUAGAUGAUACCAAGAUCAUUAAUAACCUUAAUGCUUCGAAUUCGAGUACUCACCAUGAUGAUGAUUUAAAAGUUGUUAAAGCUAUUAUCGGUGAUUUAACAAAUUCUUUAUCUAAUAAUGAAUUCUCUGGAACUAUUACAAAAUUAGGUGGUGAUAAUUCUAAAAAAGUUUUACAUAUGGAUGAUUGGGAUAACGAUAUGGAAAUACCUGAGGCUGUUGAUGUUCCUACCUCUAUUUCUCGUCUUUCUUCGGAAAAAAUUGUCGAAAGUUUUGAUCAAGAUUUUGAUUUAUUAGAUAUGAAUGAUUUAAAUCUUUCAACUGAUGCUUUAAAAAUUAAAUAUUCUUAUGAAAGUUUUGAUGAUUUACAAAUUCCUGAUUCUAUUGAAAAACUUACUUUAUUUCCUCCGAGACAUGUACAAGAUGGUAAUGCUUUUGAACCUGUUCACAAAAAUAUUGUUCCUCGUUCAAUUCCUACUCAACAAAAAAGACCAAGACGACAAUCUUUUACUAUCAAAUUUACUCCUCCUUCUAUUUCUAAUUCAAUUCCUCCUAAUUCAACUUCUGAUUCAUUAAAUUCUUUUAUGAAUGUUGAUUUAUCUCAUUCUAAAGAUUCUUUUCAUCUUAAAGAUUCUUCUCAUUCUAAAGAUUCUUCUUUAUCAUCUGAGAAAAGUUCGACUUCUACAAAUAAUAGUAGUAUUUCAAGCAAUAAUCGUUCUUCACCUUCUUUAUCAAAAAAAGUUUCAAAAAAAAAUUGCAAUUCAUCUUUUGUAACACCUUCACCUUCUCCAAAUAAGAUAGUGUCACAUUCAAAAAAGGAUACUAAUGUGAUAUCAAAACGUCCAUCUACCGUUUCACCUAAAACUUCCUCUUCUCCUCCUUUGAAAAAGUGCAAUACAAAAUCUAUUAUAAAGAAUUCUACUACUUCAAAAUCACGUACUACUUCAACUUUAAAGACUUCAAACUCGAAUGUUACUGGUAACGUUAAAGAAAAUUUCAAUCCUUCAUUAAAAUCAAAAAAGUCUACUACUUCUACCAAGUCUUUAUCAACAACAAAAUCCAUAAAUUCUGCAAGACUUUCAAAAAUGGCUUCAUCUCCUUCAUUAAAAUCUUCAAAUCUUUCUGGUUCUUCUCCUUUAACAAAACAUGCAAACAAUUCUUCAAUUUCAUUAACAAGUCCUACUCAUUCUCGUGUAAAAUCCGCUCCAAUGUCAAUUUCUGUAACUUCUUCAGUAAAUAAGACUAAUUCAAAAAUUCAAAAAAUUCAAAAAAAUUCGGCUUCUAAAACUUUACGUAUUAUGCUUAAACCAAAUAAUUCUCAGAAUUAUGGUGAUGGAACUGAAUUAGAUGCUUUUGAUGAUUUACCUAUUUGUUUGGAUAAAGAACGGGCUUAUAAAAAAUAUCCUACAUCUCCGGGUUUUGAUGCUAAUUCUGGCAUUUUGUCGAAUAGAAAAAAUAGUGCUUCUUCGAUUGGAUCAAAGACUUCAACAAGAAGCAAUACAGAAUCUCGAAUGAAUUCAAAUAGUAGUAAAAAGAAAAAUCGACAAAAAAAGCCACAUCUGAUUCGUAAUUUGAAUUCUGAAACAAAUUCAAAAGUAAUUGGCGAGAUGGUAUAUAACCCAGUUUUACAAAGAUGGGAUGGCAAUGAAUCAAUUCUAAAAGAUUUUGACCCAUCUCCACAACGACCUGCCUUAAUAUCAAACAUGAAUCCUCAAUCAACCAACACAAAAUCAUUACAAGUCGUUGGUAAAAUGAUUUUUGACCCUGUAAAAAUGUGUUGGUUUCAUUAUUCUGCAAAAGAUAAUAAUAAUUCUAUGUCAUCUGAAGAAGAAGAAUUAUUAGCUUUAUUUGAUUCUGAAGAAGAAAUUGAUCUCGAAAAUACUGAAAACAUUGAAAUUAUUGAAAAUACUAAAAAUACUGAUAAUCUUGAUGAAUCUUCUAAAUUUAAAUUUCAUACUUCAUAUGGUGAAACUUUUGGAAUGAACAAUGAUGGAAAUGAUGAAUUAUGGAAUGGUUUAGCUUCGGCAUCCUUGGUAUUUAGUGAUGGUGAUCAUAAUGAAAUAGUAUGUAGUGCUGAAGGAAGAAGACGUCGUCGAAUCAUUCCAUCAGGAAAUGGAAAUAAACAAACUAAUGAUACUAAUGGUGAUGGUUUUGAUGAUAAUAAUGAAUUUCAAGUUGGUUCCGAAUUUGAUGUAUCAAAAGGAUUUUUAGCUGCUUUGAUGGCUUCGGAACGACAACAUAAAAAAGAAAUGAAUCGUUGGUAUCCAGCUAUUAGAAGUAUUAGAAAUGAACAAAGAUUUGGUUUGAAAGAUAGUAUUUGUCAAAGAGGAUUUUUAUAUGAAAUUAAGAAUCCCGCUAUUGUAAAUAGUUUGACAGCUCUAAAUUCGGGAAAACAACAUAGAAAAAGUAUUUCCAAUGGAACCUUGCCCAAUAACAACACUAAAUCAUCGAUCUCAAAAUAA
Molecule: messenger RNA, 2736 nt
Organism: Cetraspora pellucida
Lineage: Eukaryota; Fungi; Glomeromycota; Glomeromycetes; Diversisporales; Gigasporaceae
Source: the annotation of a GenBank genome assembly